CUUUAUGUUAAUGUGUGUGUGUGUGUGUACUAGUGACUGGUCUCAGAACACAUCCAGAAACAGGGACACUUCUGGAUUACCACAGGAAAAAGCUCACAGAAUGACUCACUGCCAUUUCAAAGCAGGAUUCUACCCCCUUGUCUUCAUUACUGCUGCCGUUCUGAAUGCGAGAUCAUUGAACCUGGAAGACAAAAUGCUCCUGGUGACAGCAGCAGGACCCCAGCCAUUGAAUUGCUUCACCCAGACCCUGGAAGAUCUCUAUUGUUUCUGGAAUGAAAUGGACGAUGGUGACCCCAAUAAAUACCGAUUCUCCUACCAGUAUCUGUACCAGGACGACAAUGAGAGGAAAGAAUGUCACCUUUCCGUCCAGAGGAUUGGCGGUAACAUGAACCGUUACAUCUGCACACUUCCCACAAUGGAUGUUUCUCUGUUUGCUCCCUUGGAAAUCGAGGUGUCACUGAAUUCGAGUCGGGUCAAGCAGCGGCAAGUCAUCUACAUCAACAACGCCGUUGUCUUAGAUCCACCAUCUAAUGUGACCGUGCAACGGACUGGAAAGCCUGGCCAACUGCAUGUCAAAUGGUCAGCACCACAGCUAAAGUACUUGGAGAACUCCCUGUUGUAUGAAGUCAACUUCUCUUCCGUCGGUUCCAACGUGCAAAAGGUCGAGACUGUCAAAGGGAAGACAGAGUGCACCAUUCUGAAACUGAAGCCUCAGACUCAAUACCUUGUCAGUGUCCGCGCAAAGCCCGACGGACUCUCCAUAGAUGGCUACUGGACGGAAUGGUCUAAACCUGGGUCUGCCAUUACUGAUUCAGAUUUUGAUCCUCUGAUUCUAACCAUGUCCUUGGUCCUCGUCAUGAUCAUCAUUUUGCUGUUUCUGACCAUCCUCAUGACCCACCGCAGAAUGAUCAAGGAAAAAAUUUGGCCCCUAGUGCCCUCCCCUGAGAACAUGUUCGAUGGAUUGUUCACUGUGCACCGGGGGAACUUCCAGGAGUGGCUGAACUGGAGUAGCGCACAGAUCUGGUGGAACCUGCAGUUCUUCAGCACCGACGAGCCAGCCAGCACCCUGGAGAUUUUGUCCGAGACAAAGACAUUUCCUCUGGGCCUGCCCGCAGCCAAGCAUCAGGAGGGCUUCCUGGACGAGUGGAGCUGCCUGGUGUCCAAGCCGCAGCGAGACAAAGGCCUGGGGGGUGAAGGCAAGCCCGCUGCUGGAGCACCAGAAGGACCCGACACCAGGGAGGUCUACGUCGUCUUGAAUCAGAAUUUCUUCGCCGGUCGCCCCUCUCUGCCCGACACCUGCAGCCUCAUGCAGAGCAGCAAUGACGUCUCGGACGAAGGGAUGCCUUUGACGUUGCUGUUCGAGGGUUCCAGACCGGGCUCCGAGGACGAGAAGUCGUCCGUCGGAGAGGACUCUUCGGGGCGAGACUCCAUCUCACGUCAGUCAUCUCUGUCGAGCAGGAUCGAGUUAGGGACCCCUGAGCAGCAGGUGACUUUCCACUCUGACCCCAGCGGACAAUUACUUUACCUGAGUCCCUUAAGGUUCAAGUUGGAGAGUGACAGAAAUUAUCCGUACCUUCUGAUGUCAGAUUCGGGGAUUUCAGCUGAUUUCAGCACCACAGAUGUGCCAUCACACUGGAACAUAGCAAGCUCAUACACAAAUCUCUACAAGAGGGAAGAUCUCCCGAAGUGCUUACACACUGCACACCUGGAAUCUUGAGAUCUACUCGAUUGGCCAUGAAAGAUCUUCCCCCAUCACUUUACUUGUGUGAGCUGCCUUACAACCGAGUUCACAUUGGGAGGGUCUCAACAUUGUCUUGUUGUUUCAUGUCGUUCAACUGAGCUGGAAGGACAGGGUGAGCAAAUUUGCUUCCAUGCCCAGAUAAUAAAGUAACAUGCCUCACGAGUGCAAGCAAGCAGUGGGACCUUACUCAGGUUAGCACGGCACUUUGGAGACAACUAUCGGUCGUGACAGACACAGUUCCUGCUUGGAACCGUUCAACUAAUCCCAUGAGGACGGGGUCGGCGAGUGGGAUAGAGAUGUGGGCUCAUGUACGCACUACAGAACAGGCAGACAGAGGAGGCAAUGGCACCUGCUCGCUACAGAGAAAGAGGAAGGGUGGCAAGGUUCAGGCCAUUGCCAGGGAAUGUUCACUUUGGAGAAGAGAGCAGAGACUGUGAAGACAAACCCCUUUAUGUGGAGUGGAUUAAUGGCUCAAUCUCGGUGACAGUGUUUGAAUGUGCAGUGACAUGAAGAUGUGAAUGCUUGUCUGAGUUUUGAGGUGUGUGAACACUGAUCAGGAAGGCUCUACAAUACCCCCUUUCCCCACCCUGACACAUACUCUCUCACACACACACACACACACACACACACACUCACUCAUACUUGCUCUCACACUCACUGGCACACAUACACUUUCUGUCUCACUCACACACAUACACACACACACACAUGGGCACUCUCUCUCACUCACAUAUUCACUCUCUCACACUCACUGCACUCUCAUUUACACACACAUGCGCUCUCUCACACUCUUUCUCACACUCACUGGCACAUGCACUUUAUGUCUCUCUCACUCAUAGACACACUCACUUACUCACAGACAGGCACUGUCUCUCACUCACUCAUACAUUCACUCACUCACUGGCACAUGCACUCUGUCACACUCACAUACGCUGUCUCUCACACUCACGCUGUCUCAAUUACUCUCACACACACACUGUCUCUCAUUUACACACUCACAUGCACUCUCAUUUACUCACACACUUUCUCAUUCACUCACACCCCCACGCACACACUUUCUCUCUGUCACACACACAUGCACUUUCCCUCACACUCACACACACUCUCAAUUACUCUCACAUACAUAUCUCUCUCAUUUACACACUCACGCACACUCUCAUUUACUCAGAUACACUCUUUCUCAUUCACUCACACCCACACACAGACGUUCUCUCUCUCAAACACUUUCCCUCACACUCACUCACACAGGCACUGUCUCUCACUCACACACACACACAUGCACUCUCUUUCACACUCACACAUACAAACACACACACACAUACACACACACACACACACACACACACACAGACACUCUCACUCUCACUCUCUCUCUCACUCUCUCUCUCUCACUCUCUCUCUCUCUCUCACUCUCACUCUCCCCCGGACACGUUUCAUUGCAAGCGGUGUACAGUUAGCUGGUUUCCAUUGAGGUGAUGGUAGGGAGAGUACAAUCUGCCUCAGGUUAAUUCUGUGGUGCUGGCUGUGACUCAGAGUGAGUCUAAGGUCAAAGGUUCAGGUCCCAGCCCAGAGAGAGGGGUUCAAGUCCAGACUGACCCUCACAGGGCAGAGGUGAACACUACCCCUCAGACAAGAUCUCACCCAUUCUUUCCUCUCGUGUGAAAGCGAUUAUUGGGGGGGGGGGGGUAGUUUCCCUGGCCCCCUUGACCAAUAUUUAUCCUUCAGUUGAAGCACUAAGACAGAUUAUGACAGCACGUUGCUGUUUUUUGGGAGCUGUCUGUGUUCAAAUUAACUAUAUUUCAGCAGAACUGCGGUUCAAAACCUGCUUGGCCUAAAGGGUCCUGGGAAAUCCUGGGGAAGAAGAUAUGUUCUUCCUCCAAUGAUCCUGGACUAGGGAGGGGGACAUUAGAUCUGCUCUCUGGAUUUAACUGGGAUAGAUGACUCAAUUGUGAUCGUCACUACAGCUUGCACUGCCCGAACUAUGAACAGGAACUGACUGAAGUAAGAUGCUGAAUGGGAGAACGGAGAAGGAAGGGAGUGGGGAACUGAAAGUCAGCGAUGAAACCAACAUACCUCAGAAUGCAGGAGAACAAUGGAAUUUUUUUCACUAACCACAAAGUUUAUCAGUUCUUAAAGUGCUGUCACAUCGAUGACUAAACAUUAUCAGCACAGAGUCUGGGAUGGUGGAUAGAGAGAGAGAAAAAACUGAAUGUGUGUGUUCUUCAAAUCACAACACGCCCACUGCAUAGUUCCAAGAAUUCUGUGGGGACUUUGUAGGGAAAAUACAAUGGCCUUUCUUUGUUCUUGCAUUUCUAUAAGACUGGGUGUCUUAUAUUAAUACAGGGUCCAGUGGGAAGCCAUGAAAUCUGUUCCCACUGGCAAUAUGGAGAUACUUUAAGUUCACACAUGAACACUGCUUGAGCAACUUAGUGUGACUGGAAAUUGUAUUCAUCCCAUUUUAAUUCCUGGAGGCUUAUCAUGAAUGUGGCAGACUCCACCCUUGUGAACCCUCAUUACUGAAAAUUAUACACUUCGUAUACAUUCCUAAGGGCAGUUGGCUGAAUUAUUUAGACAAUCUUGCUCUAAAUAUUACUCAGGUUUUGCUGAGUCUCUCAGCACAAUGGGGAAAAGACAUUUCUCCUGUGCUCUGAAUGCUUGUACGUUUAAUCUCGAAACCCCUGUCAGGCUGUGGAAAGAACAAUGGAGGUGAAGCCCAUUUGACACCGGAUAGAGGUGGUGCAUUGAGUCGCAGUGUUGAUAUUUUUAUACACUCUGUUCUGAUGCACCCCUGAAGUGGGUCGGACUUGAACCCGGGACUUCAAGCUCAGAGAUGGGGACACUACCACUGCACCACAAGAGGAAAAAACUUGUCAUGCCCCCAAAAUACAGGGGUCCCCAAUUUACAAACAUCUGACUUACAAAUACUUAGGAGUGCCUUCCCAGGCAGGGAUGUAAUUUUAAAGAUCUGACGUAUGAUCAUUUCCUGCGCUCACAAAUAGCUCCUUUUAUGUUGUGUUCCAACUUGCAGACAAGUUGACCUGCAAACGGCCUCCGUUAGUGACCUGGGGACUAGGUUUGGUGGACAAGUAGGAUGUUCCUGGAUAUUUAUUUCCCCUCAUGCAGAGGGGAACAAAACCCUUCUUGUUUUCCAGUGACUAAGUUAAAUCAUGUCCUGGUGAUUGUGCUGUUGAGUAAUUGUGUGCCAUAACACCACUGAUAGCAAUCUGCUCAAUUUCCUGCUUAUAACCAGAAAGCCAUCUUGUCUGAAGGUGCACAUUGCUGUAAAACAGAAAGACAGACAAUAUCCUGACACAGCAACUGUACAUAAUUAACGUUUUAGUUCAUUGGCAUUUUGUCUGAUUUAUUUCGGAUUUCCAACAUCCUGUAUCUUUGGUUUCACUGUAAAAUGUAAACUUGUGUACAUAAACUGUUUAUUCUUACAGAAAGCAUUUUUUACAACAUUCAAAAGUAUUUUGGAUAACUG
Molecule: messenger RNA, 5225 nt
Organism: Hemiscyllium ocellatum (epaulette shark)
Lineage: Eukaryota; Metazoa; Chordata; Chondrichthyes; Orectolobiformes; Hemiscylliidae
Gene: epor
Product: erythropoietin receptor
Exons: 8
Coding region: 5-1717 (570 amino acids)
Biological process (GO): positive regulation of cell population proliferation; cytokine-mediated signaling pathway; hemopoiesis
Cellular component (GO): external side of plasma membrane
Molecular function (GO): protein binding; cytokine receptor activity
Source: RefSeq, a predicted model, not a curated record